GCCGUGCAGCGCGGGGGGCGGGGGCGAGGCCGGUGGACGGGGCGGGGGCGCGCACGCACGGGGGCAAGGCGCGGCCCCGCGGCAUUGCGUGCGCGCUCCCUUCCCCCCCCCCCGCCUUCCCCUCUCUCUCUCUCUCCCUCUCUCCUCUCUUCUUCGUCGCGCUCGGCCGUUUCUUCCCCCCCCCCUUUGUGAGGCGCUCCGAGUGGCCCGGACAUCGCUGACUCGCCAUGGCCGACGAGAAGCCUAAGGAAGGAGUGAAGACUGAAAACAAUGACCACAUUAAUCUGAAGGUGGCAGGGCAAGAUGGGUCUGUGGUGCAGUUUAAGAUUAAGAGGCACACACCACUUAGUAAACUAAUGAAAGCCUAUUGUGAACGACAGGGGUUGUCGAUGAGGCAAAUCAGAUUCCGGUUCGAUGGGCAGCCAAUUAAUGAAACAGACACACCCGCACAGUUGGAAAUGGAGGAUGAAGAUACAAUUGAUGUGUUCCAGCAGCAAACAGGAGGAGUUUACUAAAAAUCAAACACACACAAAAAGAACCUGCUACUUUCCUCUCCAGAACUGUGCUCCCACAGGCAACACAUCUACAAUUAGAAAAAUGAGACUUGGUUCAGCCACAUCCUGACUACUGCAGUAUAGUUUUCUCUCUUCUCUCUCUUGAUUUUUUUUUUCCUAUUCCUUAUAUUGUACAUAAAGUAACUGGUGUAUGUGCACAGACAUAAUGCAUAUUUUUUUUAACUAAAUGGCCAAUGGUAUGUUUUGAUCAACAUUUAAUGGAGAUGGGGUGGGAAAACAAACUGGUUCUGUGAAAAUGCCCCUGUCUCCGUUAGUGGCAUGCUCCUUCUACUUUUAUCUUUAUAUUCCAGUAAGUUAUUUUGCUCUCACUGUUUGAAAACAAAGAAAAAAAAACAACAAAAAAAACAACCUUGCAUACCUUGUUUGAUUGGAUAAUUUCAAUGUUUUUCUUUUAUCAUUGUAAAACCAAGGACAAUUUUAUAACUUUUUUGUACGUAGCUGUUACAUGUAGAGCAAUCUCUGUCUUAAGUAGGGGUAAAUUACUCUUAAAAAAAAAUCCUAGAUAGUUUUCCCUUCAAGUAAAGCGUCUUGUUGUUUAAAUAAACUUCUUGUUUAAAAUAA
Pogoniulus pusillus (Red-fronted tinkerbird) is the source of this 1136-nucleotide messenger RNA. RefSeq names its product small ubiquitin like modifier 2 (gene SUMO2). NCBI's taxonomy places the organism in Eukaryota, Metazoa, Chordata, Aves, Piciformes, Lybiidae. Gene Ontology annotation, cellular component: nucleus. The transcript has 4 exons. Gene Ontology annotation, biological process: protein sumoylation. Gene Ontology annotation, molecular function: protein tag activity; ubiquitin-like protein ligase binding. The record is from RefSeq and is a predicted model, not a curated record. Bases 228 to 515 code for a protein of 95 amino acids.